AUGGCGGCGGCAGCGGCUGAAGACAACAGCCUGUACCCGAUCGCGAUCCUCGUGGACGAGCUCAAGCAUGAAGACGUGCAGCUGCGCCUGAACUCGAUCCGCCAGAUCCGCAUCAUCGCGGAGGCGCUGGGUCCCGAGCGCACGCAGAACGAGCUACUGCCCUUUAUGAACGACUCGCUGGAUGACGAGGAUGAGGUGCUGCUCGUGAUGGCCGAGGAGCUCGGCGACUUCGUGGACGUGGUGGGCGGUCCGGCUCACGCGUACUUGCUGCUGAAGCCGUUAGAGUCGCUGGCGACAGUGGACGAGGCCUCGGUUCGUGACAUGGCAGUGCGCUCGAUCUGCAAGGUGGUGGAGGCAAUGGAGCCUGAUCACGUGGCGGAACACUUUGUGCCGGUGCUCCGGCGUCUUGUCACGCGCGACUGGUUUACGUCGCGCAUUGCGUCGUGCAGCCUCUUCCAGGUCGGCUACGCGAGACUUUCGGCGGAGAUUCAGGCUGAAAUGCGCGGCAUGUUCGGGCAGCUUUGCCGCGACGACACGCCUAUGGUGAGGAAGGCUGCGUCCGCUGCACUUGGUGGCUUCGCUUCCGUUAUGGACGGUCCUAGCGCCAGCGCUGAGAUGCUGCCGCUGUACCUGGCGCUGGCUACGGACCGCCAGGACUCGGUCCGGAUACACACGAUCGACAACGCUGUCGCGCUGGCACGCUUGGUCCCCGCUGAAGUUCUCCCGACGCAGGUGUUGCCGACCAUCUUUGAAACGGCGCGUGAUGGCUCGUGGCGCGUGCGGUGGUCCGUGGCCAACCGCUUCCCGGAAAUUUGCGAGGCCUUGAAUGCAGAGACCAUCAAUUCGACGUUCUGUGACUCGGUGGUUUCGCUGCUGGAGGAUAAUGAGGCUGAGCGUCUUGCGCGCGACAUGUCGGAUCACGUGCGCUCCGCUCUGGCUGCUGUGGUGAUGAAGGUCGCCCCAUUCCUUGGACGCGACCUUACAAUUGAGCACCUCUUGCCCCUCUUCUUGCUUCUACUGAAUGACCAGAACUCGGAAGUGCGCUUAAACGUCAUUUCAAAUCUGGAAGAGGGCAACAAGGUUAUUGGGAUCGAGCUUCUCUCGCAAUCGCUCCUGCCUGCUAUUGUGCAUCUUGCGGAAGAUCGCCAGUGGCGUAUCCGUCUGGCGAUCAUAGAGUACAUUCCGUUGCUAGCGGCACAGCUGGGACGCGACUACUUCGAAGAGCAGCUGGCGGAGCUCUGCAUGUCGUGGCUUGUGGACAAUGUAUUUUCGAUCCGCGAGGCAGCCACGAUCAAUCUGAAGAAUCUGACGGAGCACUUCGGCGUGGACUGGGCACGGACGAGCGUGGUGCCGCGGAUCUUGGCCAUGCACUCAAACGCCAACUAUCUGCACCGCCUAACCUCUCUGCACGCAGUUAAGGUGCUUUGUGAAGCGAUGACUCCCGAGACGAUUCAAACACUCCUUAUCCCUUUGGUGGUGGAGCUGGCUCAGGACCCCGUUCCGAACAUCCGCUUUAACGUUGCAAAAACAUUGGAGGUGCUCGGCCCUAAAGUAGACGCGGAGGCGUGUGCGAGCACCGUGACCCCAUGCCUCACGGCUCUGCUGCAGGAUGGCGAUGCCGACGUUGUCUUCUUUGCGCAGCGGGCGCUCGCUACGCUCGGCUAG
Phytophthora sojae is the source of this 1665-nucleotide messenger RNA. RefSeq lists its product as hypothetical. Gene Ontology annotation, cellular component: cytoplasm; protein phosphatase type 2A complex. Gene Ontology annotation, molecular function: protein phosphatase regulator activity; protein binding. Lineage: Eukaryota; Oomycota; Peronosporomycetes; Peronosporales; Peronosporaceae. The record is from RefSeq and is a predicted model, not a curated record. Gene Ontology annotation, biological process: protein dephosphorylation. The coding region runs from base 1 to 1665 and encodes 554 amino acids. The transcript is spliced from 8 exons.